AUGGGCCGGGCUUCGUUGCUCUUUCUCCUCCUCCUCGCAUUUGGGUUCUGCUUCGUGACAUAUAACUUCUUGACUAUGAUCAUCCACAACAGAACCAACAAUUUGCAGAACAAUAUGGUCGACAGUCUGGAUGGAUUGUCAUCGUCGUUCGAUCCUGUCGUUAAGAUGGUAGACAAUGUGAAGAUCUCGAAGGGUGGAAAGUUACCUUUCCAUGUCGCGGUUACGGCGACGGAUGCUCCGUACAGUAAAUGGCAAUGCCGGAUAAUGUAUUAUUGGUAUAAGAAGGUGAAGGAUUUGCCUGGAUCUGAGAUGGGUGGUUUUACGAGGGUUCUUCAUUCGGGAAUGGCCGACGAUCUGAUGGAUGAGAUCCCAACGUUCGUCGUCGAUCCUCUACCGGCAGUUUGA
Magnolia sinica is the source of this 405-nucleotide messenger RNA. RefSeq names its product hydroxyproline O-arabinosyltransferase 3-like. Gene Ontology annotation, molecular function: glycosyltransferase activity. Lineage: Eukaryota; Viridiplantae; Streptophyta; Magnoliopsida; Magnoliales; Magnoliaceae. Bases 1 to 405 code for a protein of 134 amino acids. The record is from RefSeq and is a predicted model, not a curated record. The transcript is spliced from 2 exons.